AUGGAGACCAAAAGUGAAAAACAGAAUGUGGAUUCCAGAAAGCUCUCCAUAAAUGAGACGGAUGUCCAAAUCGGUCCUGUGAAAGAAGUACCGAACAAGCAGAAUAAGACUUCGUAUUCAGAAAAUGAAUUUCCAAAGUCCUAUGCGAAUCUCAUGAAGUCCUAUAUGAACUUGAGUGUAGAUCCCUGUAACGACUUCUACGAGUACGCCUGCGGAAACUAUCGACACAACGGCCCAGAUCCUUUUACGAAACAAAAGAUGGCCAAAAUUGAAUAUUUAUUGGAAAGGAAGGAUCUGGCAGAGUCUCUCAAGGUGUCCAGAGAUCUUAGGGUGGCCCAAAGAUUCUACAGCGCCUGUCUUAGGGCAGAUCUCCAAUCCUUUCCUGCCAAUGAUCCACAUUACCUCAGGCUCAUUCAGUCGAUCGGGGGUUUUCCUGCCGUCGAUGAUGCCUCCUGGAAUGCCUCUAACUUCAACUGCUUCAACAUGAGCGAACAAUUGAGCAAAUACGGGGCAAAGGGACUGGUUGACAUGUUAACCUAUGAAAUUUACGAACUGGGCUUUGACUCCAUCGUUACAAAAAGUAACAUUGCGAAUACCACCUACCAACUCAACGUGGAGCGCAUGCGCAAAUACUUAAGAUCCUUUAAAUUGCAAGAGGUUAAAACUAAAGAGGUUAUCGACGGGGUGUUUGCAUUCUGGCGUCAGGCGACAAAGCUCUACAAUAACCAGAAUGAAGAGUCCCUGAAGAAGAUAGGAGAGGUGUGUGACCAGCAUCGCGAGGCUGUGGCCAAUUAUCUAGCCAUGAAGCUCCUGUACACCUUCGACGCCAAGCUGAAUGCCAACCAACCACAAGGAGAUUAUUGCGCUGCAAAACUACAGGAAUCCAUGCCAAUCCUCUUCUACAAACUCUAUUUGGGGGACCUUUACAGGAUCUUUUCUGAGAAAAUAAAUAAGGAUACGGGGGAUAUAAUAGGGGAAUUGGGGAAGAGCCUGGAAAUAACCCUGGAAAAAGCUGACCGGAGAGAACUGGACCGUCUAAAGAGAACACAGGAAGAAGUAUUACAAAUAGUGACACAAGGACUUAACAACUUCUUGAUAGAUCACUUUAUUUCGAGGACUAGCAGCAUUGAAGAUAGAAUAUACGACGAUAGUUACGCUGCGUACGAUAUCAAUCUUCGACACCAUGAUGAGUUGGGGGUUCUCAUGCAUGCGGUCACGUUCUUGGAACCACCCUAUUACCACCCCUCUUGGCCGGUCUCAAUGAAAUUCGGCGCCUUGGGCGGUUUGCUUUUACGCGUGUUCUACUUAUCGGAUGGAAAAGAUGCUUGGGAAUACAAAGAGCGCGUCAAAUGCUUCGAGGAUUACUUCAAUAAGUUGCGGAUUUUGGAUGACAAUGAGAGGGACGGCAAGGAAAUCGACUACUUUGGUGGAUUGCGUCUGGCAUUUUCUGCCUACCAAAACCACUUAAGCCACUUACUGGAAGAUCCUACGCAGCAGAGGGUCAACGAGAAGGUGCCAGGACUCGACCUGCUGCCGGAUCAGCUCUUCUUUCUGGGAUCCACUCAGCUGAUUUGCUUCUAUUCGAAGCAUGCCAGGUCCCAUGCUCUGGCUUCCUUAACGAGCAACGAAGACUUCUUCAAGGCCUUCAACUGUCCUAUGGGAUCUGGAAUGCGUCCAGCCAAAACUUGCCCCCUGUGGUAG
Molecule: messenger RNA, 1701 nt
Organism: Drosophila subpulchrella
Lineage: Eukaryota; Metazoa; Arthropoda; Insecta; Diptera; Drosophilidae
Product: endothelin-converting enzyme 1-like
Exons: 3
Coding region: 1-1701 (566 amino acids)
Biological process (GO): protein processing
Cellular component (GO): plasma membrane
Molecular function (GO): metalloendopeptidase activity
Source: RefSeq, a predicted model, not a curated record